Messenger RNA from Filobasidium floriforme, 708 nucleotides. RefSeq lists its product as uncharacterized. Bases 105 to 659 code for a protein of 184 amino acids. The record is from RefSeq and is a predicted model, not a curated record. Lineage: Eukaryota; Fungi; Basidiomycota; Tremellomycetes; Filobasidiales; Filobasidiaceae. The transcript is spliced from 3 exons.
UGGGUGCUUCUUUCAAACUGAAAGCUAGCCCUUUUGUUCAGAUCUCCCAGAAAUCCCGCAAAUACUGCGCCCUUUAUGAUAAAAAGCAUCAGAACGCGAUCGACAUGUUUCUGGGCAAAAGAGUCAAGGCGGGUCAACACAUCUACCAGCUGUCUGAGGAACAUACCGCCGUUCUCUUGAAGUUGCGUGGAUGGGCUCACACGAUGGACGACGGAUGGCCGCUGCAUCCGAUUUCCACGUCAUUGCCUAUCGCUGGUCCCAUAUUGAUCGAUCUUUUGAUAUUCUACGCUAUCAUCCGGAGAAUUUCGCAAUUGAAUCUGCCCAGGCGAAUGAUGUGGAAAGCGGUUCUCAUCUAUGCUAUCACUGCUGUCGCUGCUUUUGUUCCUGGACUUGGAGGAGUCGCGAUAAAAUUCGGCAAGCCGUCUACCCGGGUAGUGCAUGAGGUCGAAAGCUACCUCUCUUUGAGGUGCGCGAUCAAAUGGCAUCAACAACUGUAUGGAGAAGAAGAUUUCAAGAACAGACUGGCCAACGCGAUGUGUCCAAAAGAAGGACCAAUGCACAUCUACCGUCAUCUCGCUCGAGACAUCAUAGAUUACAUCUUGCAUAACCGACUUCCAGAUCCUGUAGCCGAGAAACAUAGCUCCGUCAGCGCCGUUUGAAUACGUGACACAUGAAUGAAACCUCGGUACAGAUCGACUAAGCGCAAGA